CAGAGGAGGGCAGAUCAGGACCGGUGGAGCCGGUACUCACAGAGCUGAUAUCCCCAGAGCCUUCAUCAUGGUGCAGUCCCUGGCCUGGGCAGGUGUGAUGACUCUGCUGAUGGUCCAGUGGGGCUCUGCUGCAAAACUGGUCUGCUACCUCACCAACUGGUCCCAGUACCGGACGGAAGCGGCUCGGUUCUUUCCCAGGGAUGUGGAUCCCAACCUGUGUACCCACAUCAUCUUUGCUUUUGCUGGAAUGAACAACCAUCAGCUCAGCACUGUGGAGCACAAUGACGAACUUCUCUACCAGGAGCUGAACAGCCUAAAGACUAAGAACCCCAAGCUCAAGACCCUGUUAGCCGUUGGAGGCUGGACCUUUGGGACCCAGAAGUUCACAGACAUGGUGGCCACCGCCAGCAACCGGCAGACCUUUGUGAAGUCAGCCCUAAGUUUCCUGCGCACUCAAGGUUUUGAUGGCCUUGACCUUGACUGGGAGUUCCCAGGUGGACGUGGGAGCCCCACAGUAGACAAAGAGAGAUUCACAGCCCUGAUACAGGACUUGGCCAAAGCCUUCCAGGAGGAAGCCCAGUCCUCAGGGAAGGAACGCCUCCUUCUGACUGCAGCUGUACCGAGUGAUCGAGGCCUGGUGGAUGCCGGCUACGAGGUGGACAAGAUUGCCCAGAGCUUGGAUUUCAUGAACCUUAUGGCCUACGACUUCCACAACUCCUUGGAAAAGACCACAGGGCAUAACAGCCCCCUCUACAAAAGGCAAGGAGAAAGUGGGGCAGCUGCUGAGCAAAACGUGGAUGCUGCUGUGACGCUCUGGCUGCAGAAGGGGACCCCUGCCAGCAAACUGAUCCUUGGCAUGCCUACCUAUGGACGCUCUUUCACCUUGGCCUCCUCAUCAGACAAUGGAGUUGGGGCCCCAGCCACAGGGCCUGGUGCCCCAGGCCCCUAUACGAAGGACAAAGGGGUCCUGGCUUACUAUGAGGCCUGCUCCUGGAAGGAAGUACACAGAAUUGAGGACCAGAAGGUGCCUUAUGCCUUCCAGGACAACCAAUGGGUGGGCUUUGACGAUGUGGAAAGCUUCAAAGCCAAGGCUGCCUACCUGAAACAGAAGGGGCUGGGAGGAGCCAUGGUCUGGGUCCUGGACUUGGAUGACUUCAAGGGUUCCUUCUGCAACCAGGGCCCGUACCCUCUCAUCCGGACACUACAGCAGGAACUAAAUCUUCCAUCCGAGACUCCAAGGAGCCCAGAACAGGAAAUACCUGAGCCACGCCCAUCUUCUAAGCCAGAGCAGGGACCCAGCCCAAGGCUAGAUAACUUCUGCCAAGGCAAAGCUGAUGGGGUCUACCCCAACCCUGGAGACGAGUCCACUUACUACAACUGUGGAGGGGGGCGGCUUUUUCAGCAGAGCUGUCCCCCAGGCCUGGUGUUUAGAGCCUCUUGCAAAUGUUGUACCUGGAGCUAAGUUCCUGGAACCCCAUCCAACUCCAGUCUGAGGCCAGGCUUGGGGUCCCCCACCAGUCUGCCUCUGCUUUGCCGGGGGCCUGCAGGCCUCUCUGUUCCUUCCAUGCCCCUGCCUCUGGCCAGUUUCUUGGUUUCCUUUUUGUCUCUUCUGGGCUUCCUCUUUACCUGAAAAAUAAAUAUAUUUUUCACCCCU
Messenger RNA from Mus caroli (Ryukyu mouse), 1654 nucleotides. RefSeq names its product chitinase 1 (gene Chit1). Gene Ontology annotation, cellular component: extracellular region. The record is from RefSeq and is a predicted model, not a curated record. NCBI's taxonomy places the organism in Eukaryota, Metazoa, Chordata, Mammalia, Rodentia, Muridae. Gene Ontology annotation, molecular function: chitin binding; chitinase activity. Gene Ontology annotation, biological process: carbohydrate metabolic process; chitin catabolic process.